AUGUCUGUCAAGACCCCUCCCAUCAAAGACCUGCUCGAGGUCACCGAGGACCAGGAGAAUGGCCUCACCUUUAUGAAGAACGUCUCCAUCCCGCUCAAAGACUCCCCGCUCCCCAUUCGCGCGAACGUCUACCUUCCGCUCACUUCGGAUAAGGCCGCACGUUACCCUGUGCUGGUGACCUACGGACCAUAUGGCAAAGAUAUCCCCUAUGCCAAGUUCUAUCCCAAGUCGUUCAGCGAGGUUGCUCCAGAUCAGAGAUCCAAAUACUCGGCCUGGGAGACGCCCGAUCCGGUCUUCUGGACGAGCCAGGGAUAUGCUAUCGUUCGAGCCGACGAGCGAGGACUGGGCCAGAGCCCAGGACUGUUGGAUACCAUGAGCCGUGGCACGAGCGAGUGCUUCUUUGACGUGGUUGAGUGGGCUGCAGAUCAGCCCUGGUCUAACGGCAAGGUCGGUCUGUUGGGUAUCUCGUAUUACGCUGGUUCUCAAUGGCGCGUUGCCGCUCGGCGGCCCAAAGGUCUUGCGGCUAUCAUCCCUUGGGAGGGUAUGUCCGACUACUACCGCGACCGCUGCCGUCACGGCGGCAUCCACUCCAAUAAGUUUAUCGGCUUCUGGUGGAACCGCCAGGUGCUGGUCAAUCAAUAUGGCAGGAAAGAUAGAUCCAAGCUGGACUUUCCUCCAGAUGGUCCUGGAGCCAGAGGUCAGGAGGACACCAUUGAGGGUGACCUGCCAGAAGACGUCCUGGUAGCCAACCGCCAAGAUCAGACGAAAGACAACGAAGCUAACCGCUUCCGCGACGAUGACUACUACGCAAGCAAAGAAUACAAGCUCGAGGACAUUGAGGUUCCUGUUCUGAGCGUAGCCAACUGGGGUGGCAUCCUUCUUCACCUGAGAGGCAACGUGCAGGGAUACCUCGGAGCAGGCUCCCAGCUCAAGUAUUUGCGCUUCAUCACUGGCCGUCACGAUCUCCCAUUUUACUACCCCGAGGAAGUAGAGCUACAAAAGAGUUUCCUCGAUGCAUUCUUGAAGGGUGAAGAUAGAGUCGGCUGGAGCACGCCUGGCAAGGUGCCUCCCGUGACGCUUACUCUGCGAAAGGGCAACGUCGGAUUCAAUGACGCCGAGAAGGAGAAGGCGUAUCCCAAGAGAGAGGAAGCUGCUUGGCCAAUUCCGCGAACAGAUUACACCAACUUCUAUCUGACGCCUGACCUUGGUCUAACGACAAAUGGCUCCGGCCAGGAUUCCAAGACUGUCUCGUAUAAGGCUUUGGGUUCCCUGGAGAACCCUCAAGUUGUUUCCUUCACGUCCGCUCCCUUUGAGCAAGAGACGGAGAUCACAGGCCACGUCACGGCCCAUCUUAACGUCUCGGUGACGCCCGACAACUCGGAAAAUGAAACUGAUAUCGACCUCUUCGUGACCCUGCGCCACAUCGACCCAUCCGGCCAGGAAGUCUUUUACACCGGAACAGCUGGCGACCCCGUGCCGCUCGUCAAGGGCUGGCUGAGAGUGAGCAAUCGCAAGGUGCACGACGAGAGCCCCACGCACAAGUCCUGGCUGCCGCAUAGAGAGUACCUCUCCACAGACGUCCUGCCAGUCAAGGCUGGAGAGGUCUACGGCGUAGACAUCGAGGUCUGGCCGACAAAUGUCGUUGUCGACAAGGGCGGCAAGAUCAUCUUCGAGGUUAGCAGCGGCGACACCCAGGGCAGCGGAAUUUUCCAGCACUGCUCAGAAGUUGACCGGCCUGCAUCCAAAUUCUCUGGAUUGAACAAUAUUCAUUUCGGCCAAGGCCUUGAGAACUAUGUCACUCUACCCAACCUCUCUAUAGCCCAAUCGAGCUUCAUAAAGCCAAUCAUUGAUACCAAUCUCCCUGCCAGUAUGAGUUUCUCCGAGCAUUUCUCCCUUGCCAACAUUCCGUACGGAAUCGCCAGUGACGCGAACCAUGCAAAAGGCGUAGUCACGAGAGUAGGGGACUCGGUCGUCUUCCUCUCUGACCUAAAACUCACAAAUUCCGCGGAUCUCAAGUCCGCUUUGUCUCAGCCGACCCUCAAUGCUUUGGCGGCAGUAGAAAAGACCGAGCUCGGGAUCCUCCGAAAGAACAUUCAACAAACCCUUUCCGACGAAUCGACUCUGUCUGAACAUGGCGUACCGAUCGCCAAGGUUCAGCUACACUUGCCAAUCAAAGUAGACGGCUUCACAGAUUUCUCGUGCUCCAAAGAACAUCUCUUGAAUGCGUCAGAGGCAGUUGUGGGCAAGGCCUCCAUGCCACCCGCAGCACCGUACUUGCCCAUCGGCUACAGUGGUCGGCCUUCUUCGAUUGUACUUUCGGGGACGAAUAUCACGCGGCCGUACGGGCAAUAUCGUGAUGGAAACAGUAUUGGUUUCGGUCCCUCCAGAGCGCUUGAUUACGAGCUCGAGGUGGCUUGCAUUAUUGGGAAACCGACGCAGCUUGGAGACCGCGUAGCUGUGACGGAUGCCGACGAGCAUAUAUUUGGUCUCGUUCUGCUGAACGACUGGAGUGCUCGCGAUAUCCAAGGAUUUGAGAUGAGUCCGCUGGGACCGAUGAAUGGCAAGUCAUUCGGGACGUCCAUCAGUCCGUGGGUGAUCACACUCGAAGCACUCGAACCUUUUGCAACACAACCUCCUCCGAAGGAUAUACCCUCGCAGCCAUACUUGUUGGACAACAAGGAGAAAUCGAGUUACAAUAUCGCCUUGAAGGCUGAAGUAGUAACUGGCGACGGGGCUACGACGGUGUGUAAGGCGCAGCUCAGCUGGAUGUACUGGACGUUCCGCGACCUAGUGGCCCAGCAAACAAUCAAUGGGUGUAAUCUCAACACUGGCGAUAUUCUGGCGACGGGGACGGUGUCGGGAGCCGGCGAUGACGAGCACGGGUGUCUGCUAGAGAUGACCAAGGGCGGCAAGGUCGGUUGGAAGACGUCCACUGGUCAAGACAGGAUGUAUUUGCAGGACGGAGACGGCGUGCGCAUCAGCGGGCAAGCUGAGGAUGGCGUGGGGUUUGGUGACUGCGUGGGGUUCAUCGGGGCCGCUCGGCCGUUUGGAACAGCACAGGUCCAUUUGUGA
Messenger RNA from Colletotrichum paranaense, 3072 nucleotides. RefSeq names its product X-Pro dipeptidyl-peptidase C-terminal non-catalytic domain-containing protein. The transcript has 7 exons. Gene Ontology annotation, molecular function: dipeptidyl-peptidase activity; fumarylacetoacetase activity. The record is from RefSeq and is a predicted model, not a curated record. Gene Ontology annotation, biological process: L-phenylalanine catabolic process; homogentisate catabolic process; L-tyrosine catabolic process. NCBI's taxonomy places the organism in Eukaryota, Fungi, Ascomycota, Sordariomycetes, Glomerellales, Glomerellaceae. Bases 1 to 3072 code for a protein of 1023 amino acids.